Sesamum indicum (sesame) is the source of this 1871-nucleotide messenger RNA. It is a transcript of the gene XBCP3, whose product is annotated as xylem bark cysteine peptidase 3. Gene Ontology annotation, biological process: proteolysis. The record is from RefSeq and is a predicted model, not a curated record. Lineage: Eukaryota; Viridiplantae; Streptophyta; Magnoliopsida; Lamiales; Pedaliaceae. Gene Ontology annotation, molecular function: cysteine-type peptidase activity.
ACAUCAUACAGAUACUCGAAAGAUCCCAAUUUUACUUCCCGAAAACCCAAUUGACUGAGCUUCCUUGCCUGUAUGUUCUGAUUGGUCUUUCUUCUUACAACAAAUCUUGAAGCCGCAAAUACCCUUUACAGACAGUUCCCAAUAGAAAACGCGCAGCCCCUUGGUUUACCACGCUUUUAGGACAAUCAAGUCCAAUCCCAACCAAGAACUGAGAAGAGAAAACAACGACGCAAUUCAAUCUAAUCUCCUCUAUCUAGAAUGCGUUGGUUAUUGCCUUUUAUGCAUCUUCUACUGCUGUUUUUCCAACUGCCCACAUGCAAAUCUUCAUCAAUUUCUCAUCUUUUUGAUAGUUGGUGCAAAGAAUAUGGGAAAACAUACGCUUCCGAGCAAGAAAAACAGCAGAGGUUCAAAGUAUUCGAGCAAAACUAUGAAUAUGUUACUCUGCAUAAUGCAAGGCCUAAUUCCUCUUACACGCUCUCUCUCAAUGCCUUCGCUGAUCUCACUAACCAUGAGUUCAAGGCCAAAUAUUUGGGGCUUUCGCUCUCUGCAAGCAACUUAGCUAUCAGAUUGAAUAGUGAGCAGGUUGGCAUUGAAGGGCCCGAUCUUGUGAAAGAAUCUGAUCUUCCAUCUUCUGUUGAUUGGAGGAAACAAGGGGCUGUUACUGAAGUGAAAGAUCAGGGCAGUUGUGGUGCAUGCUGGUCAUUCUCAACCACCGGUGCAGUUGAAGGCAUUAAUAAGAUUGUGACAGGAUCUCUCAUCAGUCUGUCUGAACAAGAGCUAAUUGAUUGUGACAAAUCUUAUAAUGAUGGCUGUGGGGGAGGACUCAUGGAUUACGCUUAUCAAUUCAUAAUAAAAAAUAAAGGGAUCGAUACGGAGAAGGAUUACCCCUAUCAAGGCCGUGAAGGAACUUGCAAGAAAGAGAAACUGAAAAAACACGUUGUAACCAUUGAUAGUUAUGCUGAUAUAACUGCCAAAAAUGAGAAGAAGCUACAGCAGGCUGUCGCCACUCAACCUGUCAGUGUUGGUAUAUGUGGUAGUGAAAAAUCAUUCCAAUUGUACUCGGGGGGGAUAUUUACAGGCCCAUGCUCCGCUUCUUUGGAUCAUGCAGUACUAAUCGUGGGUUAUGAUUCUAAAGAUGGACAGGAUUAUUGGAUUAUAAAGAAUUCAUGGGGAAGAUACUGGGGAAUGGAUGGCUAUAUGCACAUGCAAAGAAAUACUGGGAACGGAGAGGGGCUCUGCGGAAUCAACUUGCUGGCAUCGUAUCCUAUCAAGACGAGCCCAAAUCCUCCUCCCUCUCCGCCCCCUGGUCCUGUCAGAUGUAACCUUUUCACUUAUUGCUCCAGUGGUGAAACCUGUUGCUGUACCCGAGAUAUUUUUGGAAUAUGCUUGAAAUGGAAAUGUUGUGGAGCAGAAUCGGCUGUCUGUUGCCAAGACCGCCGUUCUUGUUGUCCACAUGAUUAUCCUGUUUGUGACACUAAAAGGAAUAUGUGCCUCAAGUGGAUUGGGAAUUCUACAGUAGCACAGCCACUUGCCCAGGAAAGAAUUUCUGCAAGUCAGGUGGCUGAAGCUUUCUUAUGACCAUUGAAACACUGCAGCAAUAUUCUUAGAGCAGCGCACUCAUGUUACUAGAGUUUGCAACGAUGUUACCGUAGUGUUAGAGCUGCAUAUUGAUUCUAUUACACAUAUUGAGAUAGUCUGUCAGUUGAGGUAACCUUUGUGCUACAUGUUGCCGGUGUAGGUCUGCAAACUAUAGGGUUUGGUAGCAAGUAUAUGUAUUAUAUACACAGGGUUAUUUUCUCAUGCCAGCCAAUGUGACACUACUUGUUUUGGCUUUUGGAUUUAUGUUACUGGUAUAUGUUUGCUCUUCUGUA